AUGAUUCAUUGUACCGCACGGAAUAAUAUUGCACACUACUUCUUUGACAAAAUCAAGGAGGGGGGUGUAUAUUUACUAAAGGGUUUUACAGUCCAACGCACCGAUCAAUACCGUAUUUUAAAAGACAGCCCCUUUGUUAUCUGGUUGAACGGCUCCACGACUGUUAAGAGGGUUGACGAUACGAGUGGUUCAUUUACACGCUACCCGUUCUUACUUACCGCUUUUGAGGACCUCGAACCGACAGAGGGCAAGUAUUUUGUAGAUGUUAUAGGAUAUGUAACUGAGGUUGGCCCCCAAUCUGUGAAGGCAUCAGGUGCUCGCGCGGUUGAGUUUAAUCUAAACAACGAACGCAAUCGCCGAGUUAGAGUGACGUUAUGGGGAAAUUUGGGUGAUGCUCUGGUUAAGAAGAAGGCCGAAAACCCGGCUGUCUAUUGCCUUAUCCUUACUUCCAUGAGUGCAAAAUUUUACCUGGGCGUCCUUGGCUUGGCCAGUUCAUCGUCAACUAUACUCAUUGAUGGCUCCGAUGUACCCGCCCUACAAACUUUUAAGUCAUCCGUAAGCUGUGUAGCUAUGGGAGAUAGCAGCGACCCAGUCACCGAGGAAGUGGUCUGUGUUGGUACCCUACAAGAACUUGUGGACAGAGUUCGUGCCGACAAAUAA
Molecule: messenger RNA, 660 nt
Organism: Helianthus annuus (common sunflower)
Lineage: Eukaryota; Viridiplantae; Streptophyta; Magnoliopsida; Asterales; Asteraceae
Product: replication protein A 70 kDa DNA-binding subunit C-like
Exons: 5
Coding region: 1-660 (219 amino acids)
Source: RefSeq, a predicted model, not a curated record